UAUUUAACGGGUGAGUCUCCGGGUCGGGACUUUCAGUCUGUGCUGCUGCCUCUUCCGGAGCGGAGCGUGCUGCGUCUGUCUGUGUUUGAGAAAAAAAAAAAGUGAUUUGAAUGACGAUGGUUCGUAUGGACGGCUGCCCUGCGGCCUUGCCUACCACGGCUUUGAAGGAAGCUCGGAAGUCUUCAUUCAGUAUAAGUAGCCUUAUAGAUGAUGAUCAUCCUGCUGCAUCCAAGCCCGAUGUUCCCGUUGCGGAGAAAAGUGGAUCCUCAAGCAAGAUGGCAGAAACAGUGAAGAAAGAAGAUGGCAGGUCUACUAGUGAAAGUGACAACAAACCGUCCACAAAGAACGGAAAGUUCGAGAAGCCUCCUUUCAGCUACAACGCUCUCAUCAUGAUGGCUAUCCGACAGAGCCCCGAAAAGAGGUUGACCUUGAACGGUAUCUACGAGUUUAUCAUGAAGAACUUUCCCUACUACCGUGAGAACAAGCAAGGAUGGCAGAACUCCAUUCGACAUAAUCUCAGCUUAAACAAGUGCUUCGUGAAAGUUCCCCGUCACUACGACGAUCCUGGAAAGGGCAACUACUGGAUGCUGGAUCCAUCAAGCGAUGACGUCUUCAUCGGUGGGACAACGGGCAAGCUCAGGAGGCGGUCCACAGCUGCUUCCAGGAGUCGACUAGCCGUGCUCAAGCGGGCCGGCGGUGUGGGGCCACCAGGACUGUUACCCGCCAACCUCUGCUGGCCACCGUACGCAUCUGCGCUUCUCAAGUACCCCUUGUCGUCCUUUCAUCACGCCCUGGGAGCGGCGAAGCUGUCCGCUGCUACAUCGGCAGCAGGGGCUUCAGGAUUCAGUGUGGAUAGGCUACUCUCUGCCCCAGGGUUGGGAGCUCAUCCUGGCGGUGUGACUUGUCUGUCCUCGGCGUGCUGCGGAGGGUACGUCAUGGGACCGCAACCCAGCUUGUUUGGCUUAAGGUCUCUGGCAGCCUUUGGUGCUGCGGCUGCAGCUGCAUCUUCACACGCGACAUUUUCUGCGGCUGCUGCAGCAGCCUCCGCGGCUUGGGACUCCAGUUCACGUGGCGGUUCCCCCCCUACGAUCUACAAGCCCAUACCGAUACUGUCGAAGCACAGUUAGUGCAGUGUAUAUACACUUAUUGUUUUCAUAUUCUUUGCCAAAGCCACUGCUGCGAAACUGUCGGUGAAUGCAAGCAUGGCUGCGAACAGUCCCUAUAGUUAUGACAGAAAGAUGCCGGAAGACUGUUCAACCUUGGUUGCAGUGCGUUUGUGUUACGUUUACCCUUCUAGUCUGAUGUUGUAAAGUGUAUAUGAUCUGGGCUCGUAUGUUUGCGACAUCCAGCAGUUUAUUGUUUUCGUGCGGGCUUCGCCAACGAGAAGACUUCAACGGUGGCUGGUGCGCAAGAACUAAAUACUGAACUGUGCCCUUCUCUGGUGUGCGCACUGUCACACAGUGGAUGGUGCAUAACAACCGUUGUGAAUAUGUGUAAAUAUCGUGGUAUGUGUACGAGCGGCGACUGUAAUUACUGCAUGUACAUCCUCGAGGGUGUCACAUAUAAUGUGUAAUACCGGUUGAUAUCUCAGAUGUGCCUCUACUGUACAGAUAUGAAAGAAUAUAGGAAACAGUAAAAUGUUUUGACCACUUCUA
Messenger RNA from Ornithodoros turicata, 1655 nucleotides. RefSeq names its product forkhead box protein G1-like. The record is from RefSeq and is a predicted model, not a curated record. Gene Ontology annotation, biological process: regulation of transcription by RNA polymerase II. Gene Ontology annotation, molecular function: DNA-binding transcription factor activity; sequence-specific double-stranded DNA binding. NCBI's taxonomy places the organism in Eukaryota, Metazoa, Arthropoda, Arachnida, Ixodida, Argasidae. The transcript has a single exon. Gene Ontology annotation, cellular component: nucleus. Bases 111 to 1127 code for a protein of 338 amino acids.